AUGAAUAGAAGAACAUUUGCGAUCCGAGCACCAGCUGGAUGUACUACACCGUUCGAAAUGAAAACUGGAGUGAGACAAGAGGCCGUGGCAGGACCCUUUGUGUUCAGCAUUGCCGUCGAUGAUAUCGUGCCAAGAACAAUCUAUCCUGCCGAUGUCAUUUUAGCACCGUCUGCACGUCCCUUGCUGGAUCUCGAGUACGCCAACGAUCUGGAAAUAUUCGAAUUUAACACCACCAAAUUACAACAUGUCGUUAAUUUUGUAUCGAAAUUGGCUGCAGCCUACGGACUACAACGCAGUGAUGAACGCAAACAGAUGUCGACCCCCAUAGCCAAGUCAAGUUGCGAGUCUACCUAUCCGCAAUUCGUAUCCUAUCACGAUAUCGGACACUUGGGCAGCCCCAUCAAUGGAGAUGGAGAAGCUCUAAUGCAUGGAGUGAUGGAGAAGCUCGAAUGCAUGGAAGGGAAGCUGUUUAGAUGCCCGGCUACUUUUGGCCAAUGGUGUAAUAAACGGAGAACUUUGCUCAGAAGUGGAUAUGCUGUACCGGCCCAUGAUUCACCUUCUGAAGCAGCCAUGGAAAACCAUCUUCGAUUCUUUGAUCACGUUAUUAGGAGACUGCUUGCUCUCUUGUUCAAGUUGUUCUGA
Messenger RNA from Necator americanus (New World hookworm), 642 nucleotides. RefSeq lists its product as uncharacterized. NCBI's taxonomy places the organism in Eukaryota, Metazoa, Nematoda, Chromadorea, Rhabditida, Ancylostomatidae. The coding region runs from base 1 to 642 and encodes 213 amino acids. The record is from RefSeq and is a predicted model, not a curated record. The transcript is spliced from 2 exons.